This is a messenger RNA of Sphaeramia orbicularis (orbiculate cardinalfish), 2521 nucleotides long. Its product is annotated as nuclear receptor subfamily 4 group A member 2-like. The record is from RefSeq and is a predicted model, not a curated record. The coding region runs from base 191 to 2023 and encodes 610 amino acids. Gene Ontology annotation, biological process: regulation of transcription by RNA polymerase II; dopaminergic neuron differentiation; central nervous system neuron differentiation. Gene Ontology annotation, molecular function: nuclear receptor activity; nuclear glucocorticoid receptor binding; RNA polymerase II cis-regulatory region sequence-specific DNA binding. Gene Ontology annotation, cellular component: transcription regulator complex; nucleus. The transcript has 8 exons. Lineage: Eukaryota; Metazoa; Chordata; Actinopteri; Kurtiformes; Apogonidae.
GAAGAACUGAACACUUAUUUCCUUUGCUUUCCACACACGGAGAGAAGACUUUUCUACAGGACCAAGCCUUGAAAUACAACCAAGCAAACUCCAGCAGAGAUGGAAUUAUCUUUUUCUAUUUUCCUGUACUGGAUGAAGCUCUAAGGACUAGGCUGAGAGUAAAAUAAGAAACCCUAAACCUUAAGUGGCCAUGCCGUGCGUCCAGACCCAGUGCGGCUCCUCUCCGCAAGGUGCCAUCCCGGCCUCCCAGAGCCCCGGCAGGGAACGCAGCUGCGACUUCCUCACCCCGGAGUUCGUCAAGUUCAGCAUGGACCUCGCCAACAGCGAACUCUCGGCCGCCACGUCCACCCCCGGCUUCGGGAGUCCUUUAACGGACGCCUACGGCUCCGGCUACGACGUGAAGCCGCCGUGUCUCUUCCAGAUGCCCGUGCAGGGGGAGCUCCCGUGCGUAAAGGUGGAGGACGCGCACGGGUGUCCGCGCUACCAGCCCGCUCAGCAUCCUCCGCAUCAGUCCGACGAGCUGCUCUCCUCCCCGGGUUCAGUCUAUUAUUACCGCCCUCCGUCUCCUCACACGCCUCUUCCAUCAAACUUCCAAACCGCACCGGGACACCUAUGGGAAGACUCGGGCUCUUUGUACAAUUUUCGCCAGGACUAUCUGGCUGCGGCGCACAGGAAAAACGCACUCUCUAGGUUCUCCCUUUUUUCUCUCAAACACGCGCAGCACGGCGGUCAGACCUUGUCCACGUGCCAGAUGAAAUUUGACGGGUCGCUCCACGUGUCCAUGAACCUGGACGCGCACCAGCCGCUGGACGGUUCCGGGGUUUUGGGCUCCGCUGGGCUCGCGAAGCAGGCCGGAGUGGGGUUCCCUCACCCUCUGCAGCUCACCCACGGGCACCACUUCAUGGACUACCACCAGACUGCCUCAGCCCCCAGCCGAGGACCGCUCAGUACGGAGGGACUGUGCGCCGUGUGCGGAGAUAACGCAGCGUGCCAACACUACGGAGUGCGCACUUGCGAGGGAUGCAAGGGAUUCUUUAAGCGAACAGUGCAAAAAAAUGCAAAGUACGUGUGUUUGGCGACCAAAAGCUGCCCUGUGGACAAACGAAGAAGAAACCGAUGCCAGUACUGUCGCUUCCAGAAGUGCCUUGUGGUUGGGAUGGUCAAAGAAGUGGUGAGGACGGAUGGCCUUAAAGGUCGAAGAGGUCGCCUGCCGUCUAAACCUAAAGUUGUUCUGGACUCGACGUCUUCGCCCGUCACCACCCUCCUGAGCGCCCUCAUCAGGGCUCACAUCGAAUCCAACCCUUCACCGUCCCGCCUCGACUACUCCAAAUUCAAGGAGAGUCCUGGAAGCCCGCUUGGAGACGACGCCCAACAUGUUCGACAGUUUUACGACCUCCUGACCAGAUCCAUGGAGGUGAUUCGGGGUUGGGCGCAGAAGAUCCCGGGCUUCACCUCCCUGCCCAAACACGACCAAGACCUCCUCUUCUACUCAGCCUUUCUGGAGCUUUUUGUUCUGCGACUGGCCUACAGAUCCAACCCAGGAGAAGGGAAGCUGAUCUUCUGCGACGGCUCCGUGUGGCACCGGCUCCAGUGCCUCCGGGGCUUUGGCGAAUGGAUCGACAGCAUCGUGGAAUUCUCUGGAAACCUGCAGAGGAUGAACCUGGAUGUGUCCACCUUUUCCUGCAUCUGCACCCUGGCCCUGGUCACCGGUGAGAUGAUAAAGCGUCACGGACUGAAGGAACCCAAAAAGGUGGAGGAUCUGCAAAACAACGUGGUGAAGUGUUUAAAGGACGGUGGGAUGAACGCAGACGGAGGAGGAGGAGGAGGAGGAGGAGGAGGAGGAGGAGGAGGAGGAGGAGGCUCUUGCUGGUCCAACCACUUGUCCAGACUUUUGGAAAAGCUGCCUGAACUGCGCACCUUGUGCAUCCAGGGCCUGCAGAGGAUUUUCUACCUGAAGCUGGAGGACCUGGUGCCGCCGCCUGCAAUAAUAGAUAAGUUAUUCCUCGACACGUUGCCGUUUUAGAGUACGCAUGUGGGCGCUUUUUUUCUUCUUUGGCUUUAAUUCUAACAGACAUUACACACAGUUUCAGCACAUUUACGGUCAGUUUGGUUUAAUUAAGCGAAAACUGAUUUAUUCGACCAUUUGAUCCUAAUUAAAUGCUUUUUUCUCUUUCGUUGGAACUUCAAAACUCAAUUGGAAUCAGAAGGAUCUCAACUAAACUGGAUUUUGUUUUACAAUCAGAGCUGAACUGGCCUGCAGACUGAAACAAUGGACUGUAAGUAAAUAACAACGUGGCGACUUAUUUUACACUCAAGCCUGUACAGAUAAUCCCUACCUACCUACCUACGGUUUUGAUAAGAUUUUAGUGUCCCAUUAGGUUCUUUCUAACAUCUAUUAGUCAGAUAUAGUGAUUAUUAUCAUAAACUGUAGACUCCAUCAUGGUCUGUUGUGUUCUCAGAGUAGAUAUUUCACUGUUGUUGCCCAUGCUUUAAUAAAUAAAUGACCGUCUUCAAUGCUGGA